AUUGCUGUGUCCCGGUCCAAGAGAUUCAUGUGCAGGAGAACAACCAAGUAGGGGUGGUCAUCAGUUCAAUCACCGUGAAGCGGCUCCCCGUCACCGUGAAGGAACCGGACGUGGCCGCUAUCCUCACCGUGAACGGCACCUCGCUGUGUCUGCAGAAGUCUCUCGACUUCGAGGCCAUGAAGGAUCCGGUGAUCAUAUUCACACUGCAGUGUGGCCCAGACAAGAGCUCUCUGUCCCUCUACAUCGUGGUCGACAACAUCAAUGACAACCGGCCCACCUUCCCCGAGACGGCGCUGACGCUGAACAUCAGUGAGCUCUACCCCGUCGGCAAGUUGUGGACCAAUGUGACCGCCGUGGAUCUCGACGAAGACGUCAUCUACUACAGCCUGGACCCCAACACGGACGGAGCCACGUAUUUCCAACUGAAGACUGAAAACACGCCGGAUCUGUCCCUGAAGCGCGCCCUGGACUAUGAAGUGAAGCGCAGCCUGACGCUGGUGUUGAACGCCAAGGAGGCUGCUAACAGCCGACAGGUCAAUAAUUCGGUGACCAUCACGGUCAGAGUCCUGGACCAAGACAACCGGCCCCCGCUGUUCGAGCCGUGCGCGGGGUCGGUGGGGCCCGGGCUUUGUCUCAACGCCGCCUACACCGGGGUCAUCAGGCAGCACACCAUAGAGCUCAGCCCGCUGACCCUCGGGCCGCGGAACAUCCUGGCGGUGGACGGAGACUCCGGCAUCAACGCCACCAUCCUGUACCGGAUCAUCAAUGGAGAUGACGACCACGCCUUUCAGAUUGACGAGAGAGAUGGAGCGCUGAACAUCACCAAGGCGGUCACCAGCCUCAGGCCCAUCACACUCACCAUCCUGGCCUAUCAGGAGAACGACCGGUACAAGUCCACCACCACCACGGUCACCCUGACUGUCGACCCCUUCAGCAACCACGCACUUGCCUUCCAGAAGACCGUCUACUACGGGACCAUCCAGAGGAACUCACCGCCCGGUAGCAUCGUCCUGGAGCGAGGCUCAUCUACCAGACCCCUGGUCGUACUGGCUCAAGACAAGGACUACCCCAACACGACCAACCCUGCGGUGACGUACUCCCUCAGUCUGGGCGACAUCUUCACCAUCAGCAGAGACGGCCUGAUCUUCACCCGCUCCCUCCUCCCUCCCGCCCAACACGAACACGUCCUGACGGUGACGGCGGAGGACGAGGAGAACCGAGACGUGGCGCAGACGGAGGUCCGGGUGCUGAUCAGUGACACGGACGUCCCCAGCACGGUGACAGCGAGCAGCGGCGGCGCGGUGGCCACUACAGCACCGGGCACCCGCCCGAGCACCGGGACCGGGACGGCGACAGCGCCAGUGAUACCAACCCGGACACCGACUCCGUCCCAGGCCACACCCGGGACCCCCGGAUCCGUAUCAGUGCCGCCUCCUGGAUCCGGCCCUACUCCCACCGACCCCCCAACCCGUCGGACAACACCACCACACACGGGUUCCCCCGGGACCGGCACCUCCCUCACCGAAAUCCCGGGGUCCGGAGCCACAGCUCCAGCGACACCAACCCGGACACCGGCUCCGCCCGGACAACCAACCCCGUCCCAGACCACACCCGGGACCCCCGGAUCCGCAUCAGAGCUGCCCCCUGGAUCUCGCCCUACUCCCACCGACACCUCAGCCCGUCGGACACCACCACACACGCGUUCCCCCGGGACCGGCACCUCCCUCACCGGCAACCCGGGGUCCGGAGCCACAGCGCCAGCGACUGCGCCAACUAAACCAACGCGACCUCCGGAACCGCCCGGGCAUUCGACACAGGCACCGCUCCCCGACAUCUCCUCCACUCUCCCGGGGACCGGAGCAACAG
This is a messenger RNA of Amblyraja radiata (thorny skate), 1866 nucleotides long. Its product is annotated as cadherin-related family member 5-like. The record is from RefSeq and is a predicted model, not a curated record. Gene Ontology annotation, biological process: homophilic cell-cell adhesion; calcium-dependent cell-cell adhesion; cell morphogenesis. The transcript has 15 exons. The annotation marks the transcript as partial. NCBI's taxonomy places the organism in Eukaryota, Metazoa, Chordata, Chondrichthyes, Rajiformes, Rajidae. Gene Ontology annotation, cellular component: catenin complex; membrane; adherens junction. Gene Ontology annotation, molecular function: cadherin binding; calcium ion binding; beta-catenin binding.